This is a messenger RNA of Xiphophorus maculatus (southern platyfish), 4759 nucleotides long. RefSeq names its product sortilin-like. NCBI's taxonomy places the organism in Eukaryota, Metazoa, Chordata, Actinopteri, Cyprinodontiformes, Poeciliidae. The transcript is spliced from 21 exons. Gene Ontology annotation, cellular component: Golgi apparatus; membrane. Gene Ontology annotation, molecular function: protein binding. Gene Ontology annotation, biological process: Golgi to endosome transport; vesicle organization; endocytosis. Bases 1228 to 3723 code for a protein of 831 amino acids. The record is from RefSeq and is a predicted model, not a curated record.
AGUGAAACCAUAUAGUCUAUAGAUUCAUUUCACAUAGAGUGUUAGUCAGUUGUUUAUCUCAACCAAUUUUGGUCAUGAAACCCCAAAAUUCAGUUUCUCAGAAAAUUCUCACGUUAUAGAAGACCAAUAAAAAGAUCCUUGUUGCAGUGCUUGGAGGUAAGCAAAAAAAAAAAAAAGAUGUUCUAUUUGUCCAGCAAAUUUCAAGUGAAUUUCAAGCUUUGUCAUGGUUAUUGAACCCCACGUUGAUAUAUUUAGUAAUGUGGGUGGGGUACAGAGUCCAGGUGGGAUGAAAUCUACAUUUUCAUGUAACUGAUCAGCCAAGGAAAGCAUGAAAUGACCUUCUGGUAAAUUUCUCUACCGACACGUUGACGUAAUAACCCACCGUGAACCAGAACCAGCAGAUAACACCGUCCUCUUCUUCUUGAUUCUGCUUAAUAUCCAAAUCCAAAAGAUUUAAGAUUACCAAGUUGCAAUGCAGUCCUUUUAGUUUUUAACGCAUGUAAGGCACUUCGUCCCGUGUCUCUGGUUCAGGAGUGGAACAUGUCACUUAAUUGAGCUUAGUUUCACUAUCAAAACCUUUUUUUUCCAUUAAACUUUCCACUAAAAUGCUUGAAUACGGACUUUUAUCAACACACAGCUUUUUACCAACAACCUUUUGGAGCUUUCCCUGCUAGUGGAGGAAAACUCUAACUGUGAAAAACCACAAUGUUGGGGAAUGCGUUUAGUGUAACCCAUAAUAAUCAAAAUUCAUUUAAAUCCCCAUAUGGUAUGUUGUCUCUUUACCUCAUGGAAAGCAUUGACUUUUGAUGUUGUUUAAACCAACUGGAAUAAAGGUGAUGUAAUAAUACGAGGGCAAAUGAAAAACAUGGAGAAAAAAACUGUGAACAAAAAAAGAAACAAUGCCCCUCAGAAAAGCAGAACCAGGAUAAAUAAAUGCCUUUUACAUCAACAAAAAGUUAUGAAACAUAAAAAAAAGAAGUACAAAAGAACGGUGGAUGCGUUCACAUCUUCUGCUGAAAUUGAAAUCCUUCCUGUAGGUCACAUGGAUGCGGGUGGGAGCACCUGCUCUCUUAACACAGCACUUUUUUAUGUUAAUGACCCGUUCAAGCACUCCCCACCCCCCGGGCUUGCUUUCAUAGUGCAACACCUUCAGCUGAGACAGUCUCUGCAGGGACACAGGUCACUGUAACUCUUCCUUCCUCAGAGGUUUCCACUCUCUCUGCUGAAAUGAUCUGGACCACUGUGCUCCUCGGUAGGCUGUGCGUCCUCCACAUUGCCCUCCUUCUCUUAGCCGAGGGGAACAGCAGCAGCAGCAGCAGCAGCAGCGGCGGUCCCUGGGGAAGGACGGUCACUUUCCGGCGGGACAAACAGGCCCCACGCCUCCAGAGGGACACCAGCAGCUCCACAGACUCUUCGAACCCUUCUCGAGAUCCUAACUUCGCCUCCUGCCGGCUUCCCCUCACCCCGACCGAACACAAGAUUCUGGAUGAUAACACACAGGAGACAGGGUUUAAUGGUGAUGACGGCUCCCACGUGAUUCUCACAUGGGUGGGCGAUGGUACAGGAGUGAUCCUGGUGCUGUCGACAAUCAGCGCUCCGCUUGAUUCUUACCUGGCGGGAGGCUCAUCUCGACUUUACCGAAGCACAGAUUAUGGCAAGUCCUUUCACGAUAUCUCCCACCGUAUCAACCACACCUUCAUCAAAGAGGAGCUUGGAAUCAGUGUUGGACCAGGGAGCUCAGUGAUACUGACUGCAGACACACCCAUUGUGGACAACCCUGGAGGGAUCAUCUUCACUUCUAUGGAUGCUGGAGCAACUUUCAAAUCCACCCAGCUGCCCUUUCACCUGGAUCAGUCCAUUACUUACCACUUCUUCAACCCCGACUACUUGGUGGCCCUUAGCAUAGACGACGGUCUUUGGCUCUCGCUGGACUUUGGUGCUAGAUGGACAAAAGUUCACGAGGGAGUGCAUUCUUUCUCAUGGGGAGCAGGCACAAAUCUGUUCUUCAGCUGCAGCCGUGUUGAUGCAGUUGAAGCAGAAGAAAGAGGAGAUUUAGUGUUGAAGAGGACGAGGGAUUUGGGGAAGACCUUCACCAUAAUUCACGAGGACGUCUUCAGUUUUGGCUACAUUGGAGCCUUUCUCUUCUUCUCUGUGAUGGAGGACCCGAGGUCUCCUCGUGUCAUGUAUUUUUCAUCAGACCAAGGAGAGACCUUCAGUCAGGCGCUUCUGCCUUCUGCGUCAACAGAGCAGUUUUACUCCAUCCUGGACGGAGACGAGGACAUGCUCUUCAUGCAUGUGGACAACCCAGGAGACACCUUCUUUGGAACUAUGUACACGUCAGAUGACCGUGGAAUAUUGUUCUCCAAGUCGCUGGAACGACAUCUCUUUGAUGGACACAGGAAGAGCGAUUUCACCAACAUCACCUCACUGAGGGGAGUUUAUCUAACUAAUAAACUAGAUAUCGAUGGUCGAAUAAGAUCUGUCAUUUCCUUCAACAGAGGAGGAACAUGGAGGCAACUGAAGAAACCCCAGAAUGUGAACUGCGCAGACAAUGUUAAGCGUUGUAACCUUCACAUUCAUGGAGAACACAGUCGUAAAAACCGAAUAGUUCCAAUGCUUGCUCUGUCUGAGCCAACUGCCAUUGGUCUCGUCAUUGCUCACGGCUCUGUGGGUGAUUCUCUAUCAUCAUCUCAGCACCCAGAUGUGUUUGUUUCCUCGGAUGGGGGGUAUAACUGGAUAGGGACCCUUAAGGGCCCUCACCACUACAGCAUACUAGACUCUGGGGGUCUCAUAGUGGCUGUGGAGGUUCACCGUGAAGGACAAGUCAAGACCAUCAAAUUCUCCACUGACGAAGGCCAGUGCUGGAAGUCGUAUAACUUCACUGAGCAGCCCUUCUUCUUCGCAGGCCUGGCCUCUGAGCCAGGCACCAAGGCCAUGAAUGUCAGCGUGUGGGGCUUCAGGCCAGAGGAAGACGGUCAGCCGAUGUGGGUGGCUGUCACUAUCGACUUCCAGAGCCUCAUUACCAGAGAAUGUAAUAAGAAGGACUAUGAAGAGUGGCUGGCUCAUUCUACAGACAAAAGGAACUCAGAGAGAAAUGGUUGUGUCCUUGGUAUGAAGGAAACCUACAGGAGGCUGAAGAAGCAGUCUGUGUGCAGAAAUGGGCGAAACUUUGUGGUCACCAAGAAGCAAAUCCCAUGUCCAUGCACCAGAGAGGACUACUUAUGUGACUAUGGCUACUAUCGUCACGUGAACACCUCGGAGUGUGUGAGACAGCCAAAUACUCCAAACAAAACCUUUGAGAUGUGUCUGAAUGGAGAGGAGGAUGAGCUUCUGACUGCUGGGUACCGAAAAGUCCCAAGUGACAAGUGUCAGGGUGGGUUCACUCCUCAGGGUGUGGUGCAGACAAUCAUCCGACCAUGCGGGGUUAAGCCCAGCCCUGACCCUUCAGCUAAGUCCACAUCAGUUGGACACUUUGACACACCAAAAGAAAGGCUUGUCCUGAUCCUGGUGUCUGUAGGAGCAGCAGUUAUUGUUCUAGUGGCUGUCGUCUCUGCAGUUCUUGUUGUCAAGAGAGGUGUUUAUAGGACCAGGAUGCCAGCGUAUCGUUUCUCUAACCUUCGCAUGCAGGAUGAUAAUAAUGACAUCACAGCAGAGCUCGGGAGUGCUGCCAGCAGCAACGGUACGGCUUGCCAGCACGACUCCGAUGUGGAUCUUCUCGAAUGACGCAUGGCUGAAACUGAAGAAAAUGAUAAUUGAAAUUGGUCCCACAGAAGACAAAAAACCCCUGCUCUAACUACGAAUGUAAAAAUCAUAAAAAUAAUAAUUGUUAACUUAUUAAGUUCAACUAUUUUGUGCCUUGUGUACAUUUUCUUUAUUUGUACAGUAUUUUUCUAUUCUAUUUUAUUGACCGUUUUGCAAAUAUUUCAGCUUUAAACUGUAAAAACUCUUAAAGGUUUUAUUUAUGUCUUUACCUUUUUGCUAUAUUUAAUGCUUUGAAAUAUUGUUGCUCGCAUUGGAUACCCUCCUUCACAGAAAGAAAACAUUCCAAGCAAUAACACGUGUCGAAUGUACCAAGAAGACCUGCAGGGGGCGUUGCGACAUGUUCCGUAUUUCUCAAAACAAGCGAGAAAAUACAGGAAGUUGGUUAAAACAAAGAUUUUGUUCGACAGAUGCAUCACUCGUAUAGGGACGUUUAUUUGGAUUGAAUUUUUUUUCUCAGGGAUUUAGAUUUAGGGCCAAUAAAUAAAACAUUUUUAAAUAAUAUGCUCAGCAAAUUAUUUAAAUUCCUUUCUUUAAAAAAAAAAAAGGUUUAUUCAUUUUGAUAACUGCUCUUGCUGAGAACAUAUAUAUAGUUUUUAAAUUUGAUACAAAAAACCAACUUUCUUUUUGUGAAUAUUUUUAAGUCAGUGUUUUCAGACAGUUAUAUAAAUAGAGUAAAAGGCUCAUACUUGUGAAGCUGCUGCUAAACGGACUCUAAUAGAAGAUUAAUUGAACUUCUUAUUUAUUCUUCAUACAUUUUUACCAUAUUUUAUAUCUUUAUUGAAUAUGUUAAAUGUUGUGGAAAAUAAGUGUUUUUUCUGUUCAUUUAGGAAUUUUUUUUACAACUAGAAUUUCUUUUUUGAUGGAUGUUUUUGCACUAGCUUCACGCAUGAAAAAGGAGAAAGGAAAUAGGAACAAAAAGCGAAUAUCUUGUUUUUGUAACUGACUGAAAAUACCCUAAUGUACAAGACCAGCCAAAUAAAAAUAAUAAUAAAAUACU